AUGGAAAGGCUUGAACAAAUCAAGGUAAUCGCCAAUAACCUCAAAACGAGUUCGACGAAGGCUAUAAGGGCACUGCACAGGUUAGUGUUCGAGAAAGAAGGAGACCGCGGCAAUAGGAAGCGACUGCGUGAAUUCGGUGGCUUUACAUUCGCUAGCGGAUCGGAAGAGUAUAAGAAUAAAUUAGCAUAUGCGGAAGCAGCCCUCGGCUGGGGAGAUUUAGUUGCAAUCUGUAACGUCUUGGCAGUUGACUACGCAGGUACGAAGAGAGAGUUGCAGCAGCGAAUAUGCGACUACCUGAUGGAUCUCGAUUCGCUUAGCAACGCAAACGACGACAGAAGAGACGCUGAAGAAGACGCUGUGGAAGACGACGACGACGAAGCUCACGACGACAACGACGACGAAGCUCACGACGACAAUGACGAUGAAGCUCACGACGACGAUAACAAUGAAGCUCACGGCGAAGACGACGCAGAAGAAACCAACGAAGACGAAGAUGAUAAUAGAACGAAUAGCGACCACGAAGAUGAUCGACGAGCAAAGAAGACUGAAAAAACGACGAUGAAGAAUAAAUUCGCGAUGACGUUCAGGGACGUGGAAGACUCGAUCAGGUCUUUUAAUGGAGAUGACAAAUAUUCUGUAGCUCGUUGGAUUUCGGAUUACGAAGAGGUAGCCGAACUCUUCGGAUGGACGGACAUACAGAAAACAGUAUUUGCCAAGAGGUCAUUAAAAG
This is a messenger RNA of Pseudomyrmex gracilis, 730 nucleotides long. Its product is annotated as protein DEK-like. The transcript has a single exon. The record is from RefSeq and is a predicted model, not a curated record. NCBI's taxonomy places the organism in Eukaryota, Metazoa, Arthropoda, Insecta, Hymenoptera, Formicidae. The annotation marks the transcript as partial.